Molecule: messenger RNA, 2713 nt
Organism: Miniopterus natalensis
Lineage: Eukaryota; Metazoa; Chordata; Mammalia; Chiroptera; Miniopteridae
Source: RefSeq, a predicted model, not a curated record
GAGAUGGCAGUAGGAUGGGGAUCCUGUACAUCCUGGUGCCGAGCAUCGCCAUCCCCCUGGUCAUCGCCUGCCUCUUCUUCCUCGUGUGCGUGUGCCGCAACAGGCAGAAGGCCUCGGCCUCCGCGCCCCCGCGCCGGCAGCUGGUGGCGUCGCCCAGCCAGGACGUGGAGAUGCCCCUCAUCGGCCAGCACAAGCAGGCCAAGCUCAAGGAGAUCAGCCUGUCCACGGUGAGGUUCAUGGAGGAGCUCGGGGAGGACCGCUUCGGGAAGGUCUACAAAGGCCACCUGUUCGGCCCUGCCCCGGGGGAGCCGACCCAGGCCGUGGCCAUCAAAACGCUGAAGGACAAAGCCGAGGGUCCCCUCCGGGAGGAGUUCCGGCACGAGGCCCUGCUGCGGGCGCGUCUGCAGCACCCCAACAUCGUCUGCCUGCUGGGCGUGGUGACCAAGGACCAGCCCCUCAGCAUGGUCUUCGGCUACUGCUCACACGGAGACCUGCACGAGUUCCUGGUGACCCGCUCGCCGCACUCUGACGUGGGCAGCACGGACGAUGGCCGGACCGUGAGGUCGGCCCUGGAGCCCCCCGACUUCGUGCACGUGGCGGCGCAGAUUGCCUCGGGCAUGGAGUAUCUGUCCAGCCACCAUGUGGUCCACAAGGACCUGGCCACCCGCAACGUGCUCGUGUACGACAAGCUGAGCGUGAAGAUCUCUGACCUGGGGCUGUUCCGCGAAGUGUACUCGGCCGACUACUACAAGCUGACGGGGAGCUCGCUGCUGCCCAUCCGCUGGAUGUCGCCCGAGGCCAUCGCCUACGGCAAGUUCUCCGUGGACUCGGACAUCUGGUCCUACGGCGUGGUCCUCUGGGAGGUGUUCAGCUACGGCCUGCAGCCCUACUGCGGGCACUCCAACCAGGACGUGGUGGAGCUGGUGCGCAGCCGGCAGGUGCUGCCCUGCCCUGAGGACUGCCCGGCCUGGGUGUACGCCCUGAUGCUCGAGUGCUGGCAUGAGGCCCCCGGCCGCCGGCCCCGCUUCAAGGAGAUCCACGGCCGGCUCCGGGCCUGGGGCGCCCCAUCUGCCUACACCAGCUCUGCCCAGACCUCGGGGGCCAGCAACGCCACGCAGACCAGCUCCCUGAGCACCAGCCCUGUCAGCAACGUCAGCAAUGCCCGCUACGGGGGCCCCAAGCCCAAGGCCCAGCCUUUCCCGCAGCCACAGUUCAUCCCUAUGAAGGGCCAGAUCCGACCCCUGGUGCCCCCCCCGCAGCUCUACAUCCCUGUCAACGGUUACCAGCCCGUGCCUGCCUACGGGGCCUACCUGCCCAACUUUUACCCUGUCCAGAUUCCCAUGCAGAUGGCCCCGCAGCAGGUGCCUGCCCAGAUGGCGCCCAAGCCCGGCUCCCACCACAGCGGCAGUGGCUCCACCAGCACGGGGUAUGUCACCACUGCACCCUCCAGCACGUCUGUGGCAGACAGGGCAGCCCUGCUGUCGGAGGGCACCGAGGAUGCGCCGAACGCCCCUGAGGAUGCGGCCCAGAGUCCCGUGCAGGAAGCCGAGGAGGAGGAGGAGGGCUCCGUCCCAGAGACCGAGCUGCUGGGGGACAAUGACACUCUGCAGAUGGAAGAAGCCGAUGCACAGCUGGAAGCCUGAGGGGUUCGGGGCUGAGGGCGCUCGGGGGAGACUUAGAGAUGAGCCCCAGGCACUCGGGGGCUGGCCGGCUGCCUGACCACAUGAAGCCUCGCUCCUCAGCCGUCCUUGCCGUUGGUCUUUAAGCCAGUGGUGCCUGAUGAACGGUGACCCCAACGUCGCCUGCAUUUUCCUGGAGGAGGCUGGGUAGUGAGCAUUGCCUGUGCUUUGAAGGAAAGUGGGCGGUGUCUUCCCACCAUGUUGCAUGUGGAUCCAAUAUUGCAAAACAUUGGGACGGCAGGCCUGCGCCAGGCAGCAGGGUGGGCGUGGCUGCUCGAUUCCAGCGCCUGGCUGCUGGUUGCAGAUCAAGGGGCUGCCAGCAAAGAUUAGCGAGAGCAGGACGCUGCCACCUGCCAGGGCCUGGUGAGAAGGGGGCUUCUGAAAUGGGAGUCCCAUUUUAAAACAAAAUGUGCCUUAAAAGAACCAACAUGAUUUUGUAUUUUGUGAAAUGAUUUUAAUCAUCCUGCAUGUGCGUUUUGCCCACUUUCCUGGCAUCCGAGGGAAAGUGCUCCUGGGCUUGGAAUGUUACAAAGGAAGCGAUAUUGUACAGAGCACAGUAUUGUUUGUUUUCUUGGAAUCAUGUACAGACCUUAAAUGUAAUUUAUGUGGUUUUUAUAUGCGAUUUUCAUUGAAGUAUUUUGAGCUUAAAGUAAUGACUUAGUAAUUUAACUGUUUACCUUACCCACCUGGGAUGCCGCCUGAUUGUACGUUGGUUGCUGUGUACCGAGGUAAGAGAGGUCCGUUCAUUUCAGAGCUCCCGUGAGGAGGUCAGGGGCACACCAUGCGGACACGGGACAGCUACACGUGGGACUCCCACACUGUGUAUCCAGUGAAGCCCAGCCACGCGGGCUCAGCUCUCCACUGGCUGUGAGGAUGUCAGGCGUCGGUGGUGCGGGCGAGGGAGAUGCCCCCCAGUGCCUGUCUGCUGAGCCCUUUGCAGCCUUGGGGGCUGGCCCAGGACCGUGACUUCAUGUGAAUGUGGAUGUUCGUUGUAAAUAAAUGAUGGAAACAAGCUCCAUUGCUUUCUCUGUUAA